This is a messenger RNA of Linum trigynum, 3236 nucleotides long. The record is from the annotation of a GenBank genome assembly. NCBI's taxonomy places the organism in Eukaryota, Viridiplantae, Streptophyta, Magnoliopsida, Malpighiales, Linaceae.
GUUAGCCUAGGUGCUCCUUAAGUGUGGGGGAAGAGAUGAACCCAUGUUGUUGGUCCUGACAAGUCUUUUCUUGGCUCCACCUUUGGUUUGUUGAUUUUGCAGGAGCAUGUCGCUCGACCAUCAGUUUGUGCAGGGCCUGAGCCAGCACCCAGAGUACGCGGACCAGUUCCGCGCGGUGACUCGGGGGAAAUUGGAGCGCCACCACCAUCUGGAGUGGGCAGUGUUCGAGCAGCUCCACUGCAUGCAGGAGCUCACUGCCGCCAUCAGCCAUCGCGAUUGGCGCACACUGCUGGCUAUCGAGGAGCCCACGUACACUGAGUUGGUGUGGGAAUUCUACACCACCUUCCAGUACAACAGCAAAGCGGCUCGGGACUCCUCUGCAGUGAGAUUUAGGCUAGGUGGCUAUCCCCGGGAGCUGACCAUUGACGGGUUGGCCUCCGCCUUGGGGAUCCAGUAUCACCCAUCUUCCCGCCACGUGAUCGAGGUCCCGAAUCCAACAGACUGGAACAUGGAUUUGUUCUACUCGCAGAUUGCCCGGCGCACCUAUGCGUUCGACUACUUUGACGCUGGCCAGACAUACGUCUGCACCCUCAAGCCGCAGUGGCACAUCCUGAACUUCCUCAUCACCCGCUCCAUUGUCCCCAACGUCACCGGCUCGCACAAGAUUCCGAAGCGGGUGCUCUAUGCCAUGUUCUCGAUGCGGGACCCGGAUCACAUGCUGCAUUUGGGUUCCUUCGUGGCCACCACCUUCUCUCGCUGCCAUGGGAAGCCUAACCAUCUCUACUGUGGUCCCCUGAUCACCCGUCUAGCGCACCAUUUCAACAUCAGCUUCCAGGGGCUCACAGAUUCUUCUGCAAGGGGCGGCUCCACCCCCCUCAGCCGGGAAGUGCUCCACAAUGCACUCCUCCUGGCCACUGAUGGCACCCGCACCUGGGUGGAUGGGCUUUCCCUGCCUCCUGAUGAGGAUGUGGAUCUCGAUGACGAUGAGGAGGACGCUGACUAUUCUGGCGCGGAGGAGGAUGCGGAUGAUGAUGAUGAUGAUGGCGGGGCCAUGGAUGCCGAUGAGCCGGAGCCCCCGCUCUCUCCACCAGGGGACCUUCGCCCACGACGGAGAUCGGGGAGAGGUGAGUCCUCCUCCGGCCCUUCUGGUCUGUCGGCGGCUUCUGGCCUGUCGAUGGACUUCUUCAUGGAGCAGUUCCAGCAGAUGGGGGCUCCAGUUCCAGCAGCUCGGUCUUCAGAACCAGCAGCUCAUGGACCAUCAGGUCCAGUUCUACCAGUAGUAUUCAGCCCACCAGGCGAGUACCAGUCCAGGCUGACGGUUGUUGACGAUCGCCUCGGCCGCUUGGAGACCCAUAUAGGAGUCACGGGUGCUCUCAUCGAGCGGGAGAUAGAUCGAGGCCGCCGAUUGAUGGAGUAUUCGGAGCACCUGCUCCAGGCUUGUCACCCACCGGAGGAGCACCACUAGACCACCCGGUGGGAUCAUUCCCCACCACCACCACCGGAGGAUGGAGACGACGACCUCAUGAACCAGAUCGACUUCACCGGUCUAGGAGGCGGCUCCCAGUGACCUGUUUUGAGUGUGUUUGUUUUUGUCAGUGUGCAAACUGUCUUGUGUUGGUUGAGUUUCUUUCUUUUUAUUUUGGAUGUUGUACUAUUGGGCUGACCAUUAGACCUGACGUAUUGUGUUUGAGCUCUUUGGUUUCCUUUAGCUGUGCUUGUCUUGACUGGUCCUCUCUCCAGUCCGCUCCACUCCGACUGGUCCGCUUCCAGUCUCCUGCAGUCCAUGCAUACCGGUAACAUCGUUCCCCUUUUCCUUCCCUCUUCUCCAUUGAGGGCAAUGUCGAUCUUAAGUGUGGGGGGAUGUUUAUCUUUUGACUGCGUUAGAUCUGUUUGUGUGCUUGGAGCCUAGUCCACUGUCCAAAUUUUUAAAUUUGAGGGCUCCAAGUACGUGUUCCUUGCAAUUGCCUGCUCAGUAUGCUUUGAAUUGAUAGUCUAUACAGUAAUGUGCAACCUAGGGAGGUAGUGUAGCACUAUGGAGGAUGUUGAUGCAUUUAAGAAGUCUCCUUUCUUCUUCAUAUUGUGUUGGUUGAUUGUGUGAAUUAGUGAUCUUAGGACUCUUGAAUUGUGUGGUGAUGUGGACUCUCUACCUGUCAUGGACUCCUGUAUCAUGUUUUUGAAAUAAAAGGUGCUCGAAAAUGUGCUUUAACAUAACGUCUCCCGUGCGAAUAGGGCGAAAGUGUGUAAGAGGAGACGGGAAUUCGUUCCCAAUUUCCACCUACUACCUCCAGCCCCCUUACAUGUCCUUCCCCCGCACGAGGCUCAAGACAUACGCUCCUGGCAUGGCCGGUAAGAGCCGGGCUCCCGCAAAACCUCUGCUAGGUGGGAGCCCUCAUUUUCUGAAAAGCAGGUUGGGACCCUUGAAAAAAAAAACAAAAAAACAAGCAAAACAGAAAGAAAAAGGGUUCCAACCAUCUUCAAGAAGAAAAUAGAGCACCUUAAAAAGGUGAUUCCAUGAUCUUUUGUUUUUGAGAGUCCAUUCGUCCAUGAUUCAUUUGUCCUCUGCUCACUAUUUGCCAUGAUGCCGACUCGAGACUAGCAUUCUCGCCGAAGAAGCUAUGAGAUGACUUGUGCGUCGGUUGACCUCGUAAGCUGCUAAAUGAUCUAGGAAAUCCUCUACCUAUGAUCGGGGUUGUUGGUUGCUAUAGAGGUCUGGAGAGUUGCAUUGGUUUGAGUUAGGUUUGCUUGGGGACAAGCAAACGGUUAAGUGUGGGGGAGUUUGAUAGACCAAUAAUUACACAUGUUUUUACCCCUAUUCUUGAGCCGUUUGAGAGGUUGACUCUCGUGUUUAAGCCGAUUUCACGCAAGGUUGUGUGUUUAUGUCAUAUUUCAGGACACGGCAUUGGAAUCGAGGCGAGGAAACGAGUUGUGGGUCGAAAGGAGCGAAGUUGGGUCAAAGUGUGCUGGAGGAGGAAAAUACUCGGUCGUGGGCUCAAAUACCCGACCGGGUAUUUAUUGUUUUGGCACCCGUGAGAAACAGAGGGGGGCCCGGUCGUGAAGCUUAAAUCCCCAGUCGGGGAUUAUUGGACAUGACCGGGGUUUUUUCCCUGAAGCAAAACGUGCGUUUCAUUUAUACCCGGUCGAGACCCAAAAUACCCGACCGAGUAUUUCGACCGGGUAUCGCGACAGGCAGCAAUUUUAAGGGAAAAGAAGGCUGAAAAUCAAGGGAUUCGAGUUUU